UUUUUUAGCAUCCCUGUUACAAAUUCCGGUAACCCUUAUGUGGAAGUUGAAAGUGACUCCUUGAAGAUGAAAAGGUCGAACUUAGAGAGGAAGAAAAAAAAGAAAUCAAAUUUAAAAUAAAAACAAAAACACGUGCUUGACUUUUUUUUUUCUCACAAAAAUCCAUUCAAACUGAACUUUAAAAACGUUUUAAUUAGUUCGGACUGAAUAAACUGAAUAUUACAAAAUCGACAAAGUAGUGGAAAAUUUACACUCAUCCUAUGGAAAUUUAUCAUUCGUAAAAUCGUAAUCCGAUUUCGGAAAUAAAUUAAAGUUUAUGUUAGUUCUUAUUUCCUCUUAAGAUUUUUUCACAUCUUCCUCGUCCCGAACUUUAAUAUAGUUUUCUUGAACACGAAUGUGAGUAAUUUAUGAUUGGUAUAGUAUUUUUUUUAAAUAACAAAUGCGUGGAACAUAUUGUUGAAUAUCCAUCAUAUUUUUUGUGAAUAUACAUUCCAUAUUUGUUCGAGUUUAAUUAUAAAACAAAAAUGGCAGCAUCUCAACCUCCUCCGCCUUCCAUGCCAAAUUAUAUUCGAUUUUUAUUUGGUGGUACCGCAGGAAUGGCAGCUACUUGCUUUGUACAGCCUCUUGAUCUCAUUAAAAACAGAAUGCAGCUCAGUGGUGAAGGUGGAAAGGCUAAAGAGCAUAAAACUAGUUUACAUGCUAUAAAGAGUGUUAUUAGAAAUGAGGGAAUAUCAGGUCUUUAUGUUGGGCUUUCUGCUGGCUUGCUACGUCAAGCAUCUUACACAACUGUCAGAAUGGGAGUUUAUUCAACAUUAUUUCAGAAGUUUUCAGGAGAUAGUGGUAAACCUCCCGGUUUCUUUAUGAAAGCAGGAAUCGGUAUGGCUGCUGGAGCAGUAGGUGCUUUUUUUGGAACACCAGCUGAAAUAUCUUUGAUUCGUAUGACAGCUGAUGGAAGGCUUCCGGAAGCUGAGCGGAGGGGGUACAAAAAUGUUUUUGACGCACUCAUUAGAAUAACUCGCGAAGAAGGAGUUCUUACACUGUGGCGGGGGUGUGUUCCAACUAUUGGUAGAGCUAUGGUAGUCAAUGCUGCACAAUUAGCUUCAUAUUCUCAAGCAAAACAGAUUUUACUCAAUACAGGUUAUUUUAGAGAUAAUAUAAUGUGUCACUUUGUUUCAAGUAUGAUCAGUGGUCUAAUCACAACAGCUGCAUCAAUGCCAGUCGAUAUAGCUAAAACUAGGAUACAGAACAUGAAAAUGAUAGAUGGCAAACCUGAAUACAGAGGUGCAGGGGAUGUGCUUAUGAAGGUGAUAAGAAAUGAAGGAUUCUUCAGCUUAUGGAAAGGAUUUACACCUUAUUAUGCUAGACUGGGACCACACACAGUUUUAACUUUCAUAUUCUUAGAGCAAAUGAAUCAAUAUUACCGUUUCUAUGUUUUAGGUGAUAAAACAUCAGGUGGUGGUGGACUCUAAUCAAGAAGAUUUACUAUAGCUCUUUAAAUUGAUUCAUGCAAUUAUGGAAUAACAAUUUAUAUUUUGUUAAUUUAGUUAAAAAUCAAAAUUUAUAUUUUUGCUUGACGAAUUAAUGCAUAUUUUUUUCAUAUCUUUGGGUCCGACUUUCCGUUGUUGGGAAAAUGAAAUUUAUUCAAAAAUAUUUUUUGGAAUAAGUUUGGAUAUGAACCCGGUAUAUCCUUUUUCUUUACUUAAAUAUGCUUUUGUUUGUUUUUUUGAAUUGUUAGAUGUUUAAAUAAUUGUGCACUAGUGCCAUGAAUGUAGUAUAUUGUACAUUGAUUAAAAUAACUUUUAUGAAUAUUAUAAUCAAUAAUUAGUAUUAUUGAGAAGAUUAUAUAUUGUUGUUUAACUUGUUGAUUUGCAUUUAAAAUAUUUUGGAAACAAACAACACCUAUAGAUAUUUAUAUACAAUUUAUUGUGCAUUAUUAUUUGUGUUGUAUAAUCAUGUUUUUGUUUUCAAGUUCAAUAAAUUGUGUAAAUUUUAGUUGUAGUUUAAAAAUAAAAUCUGUUACUACAUUUGGACUUGAUACAUAUUUUUAAAUAUGUAAAAGAGCUUGGGAUAGUAUAGAGAUAGGCCACACUUUUCCCAAAAGUUACAUUUUUAGGUCAACCUGUUUGGUUGUAUUGUUUUCAAUUAAGUACUUUGCUAGUUCUUAAAAUUUCUAAGAGGUAAUAGCACAAUGCUCAGAAACAUUUUAUUAUUAUAUGGUGCUUUUUUUCCCCCAACAAAAAUGCUCACCUGUCCUAAGCCCUUCACAUAUAUUUUUAAUAUAAUUUUAAUUUUUCUUAUUUUUUAAGAUUUUUGUUUCUGAUACAAAUCUGUUAAUGAUAAAUAUUUCAGCAACUUGCGAUGUAAUGUUGAUUUAGUUAUUUCUAUUGGAAAUAAUUAUAUGCAAAUAUUAUUUGAAAUUGUAUUCUCAAAAAAACAUAUUGUAUAAGAAAUUAAUUUUUUUUAAAUGUCUCAUUGGAAUCCUAUAGAAUUAAUAAAGAAAAAAAGAGGCAGUAGCUUGAAUUUCGUUUUAAUUUAGUUAAUUCGAUUGAAAAAGCUAAUCAUCACCCUCUUUGUUGCAGCCCUUAAA
Molecule: messenger RNA, 2587 nt
Organism: Parasteatoda tepidariorum (common house spider)
Lineage: Eukaryota; Metazoa; Arthropoda; Arachnida; Araneae; Theridiidae
Product: mitochondrial 2-oxoglutarate/malate carrier protein
Source: RefSeq, a predicted model, not a curated record